CGCUCAUCCCGUCGCCUCUGGCCGCCCGCGCCCAUCAGCCGCCUUUGCCUCCCUCGCGGGUACUUAGUUCUCCCCCUCGGUAUAAGGAUAAAUAGUAUGAUUAUUAGGUGUCGUUUUUCAGCCUGUCUUUCUAUGGCAAGUAAAGGGAACCGGAUCGUGGGGGCGUUGAACAACUUUGACGAACGGGACACCUUUAGAGAAUCCUGAUCAAACUGCCAGCAUCCUGACAUACUUGAAUAAGACAGGGGCAGAGUUCACUUCUCUCAUCUUUUCGCUACAUUAGCGCCCAGCAGUUUUCUUUUGCUGCUUUUUUUUUGUCCUUCGUCUCACCCAUAAAACCGGCGAGAAGCUGUCAAGAUGGUUGGAUUCAAACCCACCGAUGUCCCUCCGACGGCCACUGUCAAGUUUUUGGGGGCUGGGACAGCUGCCUGCAUCGCAGACCUGUUCACCUUCCCGCUGGAUACGGCUAAAGUCAGGUUGCAGAUCCAAGGAGAAACCAAACGGGCCAUGUCGGCCAAAACCGCCGAGUACAAGGGGGUCUUUGGCACCAUGGCCACAAUGGUGAGGAACGAAGGGGCCCAGAGCCUCUACAACGGCCUCGUGGCCGGUCUCCAGCGGCAAAUGAGCUUCGCCUCCGUCCGCAUCGGGCUGUACGAUUCGGUGAAGCAGUUCUACACCAAGGGAUCGGAGCAUGCUGGUAUCGGCAGCCGUCUCCUGGCGGGAUGCACCACGGGCGCCAUGGCUGUGGCCGUGGCCCAGCCCACCGACGUGGUGAAAGUCCGGUUCCAGGCACAAGCCCGAGUGGAGGGGGCCCGGCGGUACCAGGGGACCCUAGAUGCUUACAAGACUAUUGCAAGGGAAGAAGGGUUCAGAGGCCUCUGGAAAGGGACUGCCCCGAAUAUCACCCGGAACGCUCUUGUGAACUGCACUGAACUGGUGACCUAUGACUUGAUCAAGGACUUGCUUCUGAAAUACAACCUCAUGACAGAUAACCUCCCGUGCCACUUCACCUCUGCGUUCGGAGCUGGCUUCUGCACAACUGUUAUUGCCUCCCCUGUGGACGUAGUGAAGACCAGAUACAUGAACUCUGCCCCCGGCCAAUACGGAAGUGCCGUCAAGUGCGCCCUCGCCAUGCUCCGAAAAGAGGGGCCCCAGGCUUUUUACAAAGGCUUUACGCCCUCGUUUCUGCGGCUGGGAUCCUGGAACGUGGUGAUGUUUGUGACCUACGAGCAGCUGAAGCGUGCCAUGAUGGCAGCCCGAGGGUCUUGGGAGGCCCCCUUCUGAGCCUGCGGAUGGGUGCAGUUGACCGAUCUCGCUCAUGCACAAUCCCUCGAUUUGGAUUCUGCCUUCCCUCCUCCACCCCGCGUCUCCGAAUGACCUCCCCUCUGUUAUUUAAAACUACUUUUGUCUUAACAUUUGUGGCUUCUAGUGUGUGGUGAGCCAGGAGCCCCUGGCUACUAUUUCUUUUUCUUUUAGUGAUGUGUUUUUAAUGCGUUAUUGUCCAGCCUCUCUGCGUUUUCCCCUUUUAAGAGUUGCGGCUUUGAUAGAAGCGCUUUAUGAAGUUCUGGAGAAUUGUAGACCGCAGGGGCUCGAUGUGCAGAAGCUUCCAUGCAACCUCCCAUUCAGCUUUUAGGUAUACACACACACACACACACACAUUUUAAAAACACAGAUUUACUCUACUUAAGGUGCUGGGAUAAAGGCUAUAGAAGAGACAACAGUUGGCUAGUUUUCCAGAGCUGUUUUUUCCCCCCAUAAGGGAAAAAAAUGCUGAAAUCAUGCGUCACAAUAGUCUGGAUCGAAGUAGACAGGCCGAGAUGCAAUCUGGAUAAUGCAGCCUUUUCUAACCCAGCGCGCUCCAGGUGUGCUAGACUACAACUCCCAUUGUCCCCAGCCAGCGGUGUUGGCUGGGAAUGGUGGGAGUUGUAGUCCAGCACAUUUGGAAGGGGCUGGUUUGGGAAAGUCUGCCCUAUAAUGUGAUUGGGGAUGGGGAUUUAAAGCCCUUUCCCACUCAAAAGUAUUCCUUUUCUUCUUUUUUUUUUUUAAAAAGCACCUCUCCCCACCUUGGGAAACCCAGAGGCUUCUCCCACGCACCUUUUGCGUGGCUUCCUUGCUAGGCAAACUUGAGCUAUCACACCCCUAAAAAUUGCUUACGAUGAAACCAUCGAGUGGAAAAAGCUUUCUGUGUUUUGUCCUUUGACCCAGGCGUGUACCUGCGGAAGCAUCUACCUUUUGGAGGUGCAUGUACCUUUCUGGAGACCUUUUGGCUAUGUCAAAAGCGGUCCUUCGUGCAACACAGUCGUAGUAGAAGGUGCUUUUUUAAGGAACUGAGCUGGGUGGCCCUGAGGCUUGGAGCGAAAGGUUAGACCCUCACAGCUGGCAUCCCAAAGCGGGGUGGGGGCAAAUUUGAGAGCUGAGCUCUUGAGGAGCCCAGACCUGUGGAGGCGAUGAAGAGCGAGGAUGCACACGCAAUUGCCUGCAGAGAUACUGUGAUGGGUGUCUGUGACGCAGCUGACACGGAUAUGGGUGCACCUUUCGAGGCCCCCAAUAGGAAAACAAUUACUGUGGGGACCCUCUCACGUUGCUCAUUUGUAACUCCAAGCUUGCUGGCCAGCAGCGUAAGAAGGAGGGGGCUGUGAUCCGUUCUCCUGUUGUGUUCUCCCCCACAGAGAACACAACAGGGACCCCAAUCUAGCUUGGGCAGAAGGAAAUUCCACUUGCUACAGUGCAGCCUUCCACGGGCUGGCACCCUUCAACUGUCUUGGAUUACACUUUCCAUCAUCCCCAGCCAGUAUAGCCAUAGAAGGGUUUAGGUUGGAGAAGGCUGCUCAAGUGGCUGGACGGGGAGAGGUGAACCAUCCUUCUGGGCUUGAAAGUCUUACAGUGGCGGGAGGUUCCUCUGGCUGGCCACCCAGGCGGACCUUGUAAUAGGUGUGUGUGUGUCUCCGAUAUUCCAUAUUCCUGACCGUGUUUGGGUGUGUGUGUGUGACCAUCAGCAAUGUUCUGCAGAGCUUGAUGAAGUUCUGGACUGGUCAUGCCUGUAAUUUUUUUCAAAACUUUAAAUAGAGAAAAUGCACUCAAGAGGCUUUUUAUGUAUUACUUUUCUGCGAAGCGGUUUGUGACGGUGCG
Messenger RNA from Elgaria multicarinata webbii, 3129 nucleotides. Its product is annotated as dicarboxylate carrier SLC25A8-like. Lineage: Eukaryota; Metazoa; Chordata; Lepidosauria; Squamata; Anguidae. Bases 358 to 1284 code for a protein of 308 amino acids. The record is from RefSeq and is a predicted model, not a curated record. The transcript is spliced from 8 exons. Gene Ontology annotation, molecular function: oxidative phosphorylation uncoupler activity. Gene Ontology annotation, biological process: adaptive thermogenesis; mitochondrial transmembrane transport; response to cold.